Racocetra fulgida is the source of this 544-nucleotide messenger RNA. The record is from the annotation of a GenBank genome assembly. NCBI's taxonomy places the organism in Eukaryota, Fungi, Glomeromycota, Glomeromycetes, Diversisporales, Gigasporaceae.
AUUUGGGAGCGUUCUUAACAAAGUUAUCUAAACAAACAAGUGAAUGGAAAGCAACUGAUUGGGAUGUAAAUCCUGUGCUUAAUAUGAUUUCUAUUGUAGUUAGAAACAAUCCUAAUUCCGUAAAGGAUAUAAUAACAUCUAUUAAAGGCUUUUUGAAGUAUACAAUCAAUAAAUGUGCUGUAACCGUCGAAUCAUUUAUAAAACUAAUGGCAUCUUACAAGGCAGUAGUCGAAAUCAUUUCUCCCGAUGAUGUCAAAACUAAUGCUUUUGGAGAAGUUAUCCUUGAAGAACUCAAAACCUCUCUCCGUGGGACUAGAAUAAGGAUGAGUAGAGAUACUUUGAUGACUUUAUUGCAGGAUAUCGAACAAAAGUUUGGUGAUUCAAAAAUUUCACAACAUUCUUAUUUUUCAAAUGUUUCGGAUAAUUUGUUUGAUGAUUGUGUAAACUUUUUGGAGAGUCCUCCCGCAACAAAACAAUAUUCAGAAAAAGAAUUUAAAGUUGGAGUGUGCAUAAGUCAAUUGGCAGUUGCCAUGUGUAAUCAAAA